Molecule: messenger RNA, 1350 nt
Organism: Endocarpon pusillum Z07020
Lineage: Eukaryota; Fungi; Ascomycota; Eurotiomycetes; Verrucariales; Verrucariaceae
Exons: 3
Coding region: 1-1350 (449 amino acids)
Biological process (GO): proteolysis
Molecular function (GO): cysteine-type endopeptidase activity
Source: RefSeq, a predicted model, not a curated record
AUGUUCUCUCUGAUGCCUCCCACACCAUCGCUUGGCCCCUCCUCACGCUCUGAGGGGCCAUCGUUCGACAACCAUAUUCUUUUAACAGAUUCGCCUGUGGAAGAGAGAGGGUUGGACCCCGAAGUCCGCAGAAAUCUCGAAUCUGUUAAUAUUCAGAGGCAGCUACAGUGGGAGAAGCAUAUGAAAGAUGUCGACUUACAGAGAAGAUACAGAAAGGUGUCUGUCCUCCUGAUCCACUGGGAGAAAGAGGGCACAGACUCGUUCGAUGCUCAAGCAGAGGUGGAUCGGCUCGGUCGCGUUCUUGACCAAAGAUACAAAUUCCGCGUCACGGAAAGAAAGCUCAACACUCAGAAGAAAGCACAGCUGCAGAUCAACAUGCACCUCGCAAACUGGGUCUAUGAGGAAGAUGAGGAGAAUACCCUAUUGAUAAUAUAUUAUGCAGGUCAUGGCACCCCUGAUCGAGGCACAGGUCGCCUACUGCUUGCAAACGGGAACUCAUCAGCACCAGAUGAAAUCUCGGACCGCUUGAACCACAUUGUCUGGCAAGAAGCUGAAAAUCUCAUCCACACUGCCUCGCGUCCAGACAUAUUUCUUAUAUUUGACUGCUGUCAUGCUGGCCGACUUUUGAAUAUGCGGCAGAAACCAGCAUGUUCAGACCGCAUAUUCGAGUUCCUUGGCGCAACAGGUCCAGAUGGAACGACACCGCUUCCUGGCAAAGAGUCCUUCACCUCAGCCCUAAUCUGGGCACUAGAACAACUCGCAGACGAGCAUGCGCGCUUCAUGUCGAAUGAGCUGCUAGAAAAGAUAUUGGAAGCACCACACUUCCACCUGCAAGGUCAGGUGCCCUGUAUGAAUGGGCGCGGGCCUCAUUGUGUGCGCAAGCUUAUCCUCGAGCCCAUGGACUUGGGCGAAGAGAAGCCUAGGGCCAAUGCACAAGGCAGACAUGAAGAGGCCUCCGAGAUUUUCAAAUACUGCCUAAACCUACAAUUCUUGCUCCCUGAUGCGCCGAAUGAUGAGGAUAUCAAACGAAUGUGCGGGAGUCUUCGGGAAUUGAUUCUCACAGAUCGCUUUUGCGCACGCCAGAUUUUAUGGCAGGGGUUGUACCCUAAAGAGCAUGCCAGAGCUGAGUUUCCCCGCCUGGUCCGUGAAUUUGCGGCGCGAUGGCAGAACAAGACACUCAAGAAAAAGCUUCGGAUACUUUCACCUCAUGAAACCUUUAAAGAAGAGGAAGCUCAGAGGGGUACAGCUGAAGUUCGCAGAAAUGCCCUUAAUGACAAUGAGAAAGCGGUACCCACUAGUAGUCAUUCGAACGGGGAUCCGAUGAGCUCGAUGUACCAGAUCCGCCGGUAG